This is a messenger RNA of Zingiber officinale, 1197 nucleotides long. RefSeq names its product transcription factor MYB30-like. The record is from RefSeq and is a predicted model, not a curated record. NCBI's taxonomy places the organism in Eukaryota, Viridiplantae, Streptophyta, Magnoliopsida, Zingiberales, Zingiberaceae. The coding region runs from base 304 to 1062 and encodes 252 amino acids. The transcript has 3 exons.
AACACACAUCAACCUUCCCACGCUGCAGUCAUUCUCCACUACUACAAACCAAAGGCUCCUUGUCAAUGGAGUGACCUCAAUGCCGUCUUGACCAAUCUACAAUUCUCCACUCAAGCCAUGCACACGACCAAUCCAAAGGCUUCACAAUAUUUUUUAAAAUGACGGAGAUCAGAGUACCAACAAUCUGUCCUUCCUCGAAUUUGCUUCUGCCAUUUAUGUAUAUAUAUACACAGGAUAUCCCUUCUCUGUUAUUGAAAUUUGCAGUAAGGAACGGCUUGUUUGUUGUUUCCUGCGACCUGCAACAUGGUGAGAGCUCCUUGUUGCUCAAACAUGGGCUUGAAGAAGGGGCCGUGGACGCCGGAGGAAGACCGGCUGCUGAUUUCUUACGUAGAGAAGCAUGGCCAUGAGAACUGGAGAGCUCUGCCUAAACAAGCUGGGCUGUUGAGGUGUGGGAAGAGUUGCCGGCUUAGGUGGACGAAUUAUCUCCGACCGGGCAUUAAGAGAGGCAACUAUACCAUGGAGGAAGAAGAGACCAUAAUAAACUUGCAUGAGACUCUCGGCAAUAGGUGGUCAGAAAUAGCAUCUAAGCUACCCGGUCGAACCGACAACGAGAUCAAGAAUGUAUGGCACACUCACUUGAAGAAGCGAAUCAAACCGACCCAAACAGUGCAGGAUUCUCCGCGAAAGUGCCAAAUUGACACACCCAAGUUUGGCUCAAAGGCUAAGGCCAUCGACCGCAAAGCAACGAGGAAGCCAAAGUUGGAUUGCCCGAGCCACGGCCCUCCGUCCCCGAGUCAGUCCUUGAGUGAGACCUUGACCACCCCUUGCACCAAUUCCUCUAACAAGAUGUGUGAAACUAGCAAUGAAGAUAUCAAAGAAGAAGCUAUCGUUACUCCGUAUGAGCUUUCCGAUAUCGAUGAUAAUAUAUGGUCAGAUGCAUUCUUCGCCGACUAUGGCACCUCUUGGGAUGAUUCCUUGGCAUCAUUUUGUUCAUUCAGUGGCAACGAAGAUGGAAUAGAUUUUUGGAUGCAAGUGUUCAUGGAGGCAGGGGACUUGAGCUAACAUUUUGAGUGUAACCAUUUGAAACAAGAGUCAUUGGUAGUAUACAAGUUUAUACCAAAUGUCUACUAAAUGUUGUGUUUAAAGGACUUUUUUGAGCUUGUAAAAAGUUGCUUAUUAACUAGAGAGAAUUUUUCU